Messenger RNA from Acanthoscelides obtectus, 164 nucleotides. Lineage: Eukaryota; Metazoa; Arthropoda; Insecta; Coleoptera; Chrysomelidae. The record is from the annotation of a GenBank genome assembly.
CAGGUACUACGUCUGAAGAUAUAUCUAAUUCAAUAUCAAAUUUUGUUGAAAAGAAUGAUUUGGAUUGGAAGAAACUCAUUGGACUUUGCACAGAUGGCGCACCUGCAAUGAUAGGUGUACGAUCGAGCUUAGCUAAAAAGCUCAACGAAGAAAAUCCCGCAAUG